Molecule: messenger RNA, 2137 nt
Organism: Gasterosteus aculeatus aculeatus (three-spined stickleback)
Lineage: Eukaryota; Metazoa; Chordata; Actinopteri; Perciformes; Gasterosteidae
Gene: tmem267
Product: transmembrane protein 267
Source: RefSeq, a predicted model, not a curated record
UAAAAAGAACUAGACACUUUGACGUGUUAUGCAGUUUUUUUUAACCCAAACUAUAUUUUUAUCAAAUUUCAGUUGGAUUGUUCUGACAAAAGAGAGGUGGGUGCGAUGCUGAUCCACAUAAACAAACACAAACACUGUUUUCAAAGAAGCAAAUGACAAUAGACGUCUCUGUGUCGGGGCGGUAUUCCCCCGCUGACCUGAAGGGGGCAGCGCAGCGCCUCCAACCGCCGACACCGAAGAAGAAGCGUCGCGUCUGUCGGUCGGGUAUCCAAUGCAGAGCAAUGGGUCUUCCUGACAGCUGCUGACGCUCUGUGGCGAUCGCCCCCCACACAAACACACACAGCCGUCCGUCAACAUGCAAGGAUUCUACUCCAAGCUCGACUCCUCCUCGUCCCCGCUGCUGGGCGGGGGCCUCGGGGCCGAAGGCGCCCCGGUGCCUCUCAGCCUGGCCGUGGAGACGAAGAAGGCUCAGGCUCUCCUGCAGACGUUCAGCUCCGCCUCCCUGCUGGCGUCGGCGGGACUCGGCGUGUUCUGCGUGGUGGCGGACCACACCCUCCAGCUGUCCGUGGUCCAGAACCACCUGUGGCUGCGCGCCGCCCUGGACAACGCCACGCACGGGCUGGUGGGGCUCUGGUCGUGGGCCGUUGUCAUCGGACUGAGGAAAAAGAGUGACGUGUAUGAGGUGCUGCUCGCCGGCCUGCUGGCAUCCAUCAUAGACCUGGACCACUUCUAUUUGGCAGGAUCCCUGUCACUCAAGGCUGCCGUCUCGCUCCCUCGGCGUCCCCCCCUCCACUGUUCCUCCCUCAUCCCCGUCCUCUGUCUCUCCCUCCGCUUCCUCAUGUGGAUGGGGCGACUCAAAGACGCUUGGUGCUCCUUGCCCUGGAUGCUUUUCAUUUCCAUGGCAACGCACCACGUGCGCGACGCCGUGCGCCGCGGCCUCUGGGUGUGCCCGUUUGGCAACACGGCGCCGCUCCCCUACUGGCUGUACGUCAGCACCACGGCGACGCUCCCCCACCUGUGCUCGGUGCUCAUGUAUUUGACGGGAACCAGGGACGUGAUCUCCACCAAACACGGGGUGGCCAUCGACGUUUAGGAGCGACCGACCACCCAAGAAUCUCCAUGGCAACUCCCACUGUAUGGUUCUGUAAAACAACAAAACGUACAAUUAGACUCUUCCGUGGACCCAAAGGACCCUUUUAAAGCUGUCUCGUAUCGUUCGCGGGGGCUCGUCUGCGAUCCGCCCGUCUCUCCCCCGAAGCUGAUAGGGGACCGGAGAACGCCAACCACUCGUCACGUGAACCCUGUCCGUCCACGUCCUGAGAAGGAACACUCAAGGAAAAGCCCACCAAAGGUUAUCCCUCCCCUGGCUGUGUGUGCGCGCGCGUCACCACGGUUACUCCACUUUGCUGCCACAGUAGUGAAAUGUUGUGUGUUUAGAGUACGCUUCAACUCUUUCACGUCAUCGUGCUGACUUCGGGCCUCCAGCCGUCACCACUUCAGCAACGCUCAGAUGGGUGUUGUUUUCCUUUAUGGAUCAAUAUUUAAAUUGAAGCACCAAACUAGCGAGGUCUCCAGGGUGUUGUGUAAUGGCUGUAGGAUUCUUUUACAUCAAGCCCUCCAGAAGGAGGCACCUGGAGAUGCUGGACGUUUUCAUGCACUGUAUUAACUUGUAUUGUUGUUGGCUAUUUGAUGAAAUGACAGAAUGCACUGAGUCGGCUUCAUGGCGGUGAAACCAUGAUGGAGGACGUGGGUUGUUUGUCUCGCGUGAAUAACAUCCACUAUGACGCAUAUGGAGGUAGGAAGUCAUCCGACUGGAUAAAGAAAGCAGCGUUCCCCAAUACGGUUAAAUCUUUUUGUUGGCACAGUGGCUUUAAUGCCAAUUUAGCCCUUAGUUGAAUUCCCCAGUGUGAUGUUGAAAAACAAUCCAUUUCAGUGUUAAUUGACCUUUAGAGGUCACGCAGUGGCUGCGUAUGUUUCACUGCUGCUUAUGUGACAUCAUUAUGUCAAAGUUGCAUUUUGCACAUCUCUUUAAGUUAUGUUUGCUGUUUUUGUAUGACGAUCAUUUGAUUAAUAGUAAGUAUUGAUAUUAACAGUUUGAAAGUAGUGUUUAUCAAUAAAAUGUCUGUUUGCAACAAAA